Cornus florida is the source of this 5081-nucleotide messenger RNA. RefSeq lists its product as uncharacterized. The record is from RefSeq and is a predicted model, not a curated record. Lineage: Eukaryota; Viridiplantae; Streptophyta; Magnoliopsida; Cornales; Cornaceae. Bases 3432 to 4337 code for a protein of 301 amino acids. The transcript is spliced from 2 exons.
UAACAAAUAUUGAAUAAGGAAUAUUAUAUGAACAACAUUGAAAUUUAUGAGCCUAACCUUGGAAUGAUUGAUAAAAUCCAUAAUAAAUAAAUAGUGGACACAUUGCGAAAAAAUAAUAAUAAUAAAAAAUAAUAAAAUAGUAAGACCAAAACAUCUCUAUGCAUGCAUGAAAACCUUAUAAAUGAUGGGAGUUGAAUGAUUAACAAGUUUAUUUAGUACAAUUACAGGAAUAAUUUUUUCUUCCCUUAGUUUUUGCCAAAGGGUUUCUUCUUCGCCGUUCUUCGUGAUCUGCAAAAGGGGUUUCAUUACUUUACAUUUGUCUUGACAAAUUGCUCAGGUUUUGUUUUCAUCUCUUGUUUUAGACAAGUUCGGUGGGUUUUUUUUUUGGGGAUUUGCUGUUGGAUCGGCGUCCAUGGAAGAUGACCUAGGAUCUCAGUUAGAGUUCUGUAAACUCUCGGCUGAGGAGGAAAUUGAGGUGGUUGUAACGGAUGAUGCCGCGAUACGAGAGUCCUACUGGUGUGCUCAUAGUUUAGCCGACCAGUUGUUUUCCGAGAAACCCUUGAAGCUUUUUGGGAUGCGCAAGGUGCUUAGUGAAGCCUGGGAUUGUGAGGGUUUAUAGAUGUAUCAGAUCAAGGAUUUAAUGUUUCAAUUUGUUAUUCCCAGUGAAGAUGAUUGUGAGCGGAUCUUGCGACAUUGCCCAUGGACUUUUGAUGGGGAUCUGAUUUCUGUUCAGCGUUGGUCACCAGAUUUUGAUUUUUCGGCGGUACAGGGUUACAAAUGUUCCUCUCCAGUUAGCCACGGAAGAUAUGGCUAGAGAUAUUGGCUCUUCCUUUCUGUCAUGUGAAACAGUUGAAGUUUGGGAUCUCAAUCUCAACGGUGGCCUCUAUCUCCGAAUCAGAGUAGGAGUGGAUAUCUCUAAACCGUUUCGGCGAGGAGUCAAAAUUCGGCAUGGUGCAACGGGCAAGUGGAUGAAAUUUCACUAUGAAAGAUUACUAUCUCUUUGCUAUAAUUGUGGUAGGUUUGGUCAUGGAAUCAGGUCUUGUCCUCGCAAGGUGGAAGAGCCAAUUGAUGAACACCAAUUCAGUGUUUGGAAGCCUCUGGUAAAAUGGGUAAGCCUAAUAAGUUUCAGCGUUCUACAAGUUCUACAGGCGGGACACCGUCAUCUAAUUCCGAGUCUACUGUUCUGAUUUCUCUGGGGAUCGUUUUUCCAUCGGUGACGCUAGUAGUGGUAACGGCGGACAGGUUAACUUUUUUUCCUCUGGUCAUGUGCAAGGGGUGAUGAUGGAAGAUGCCAGCUGUCCUCCCAUACAGUGCCCUCCACCCUUCUCUCUGGGGCCGGAAGGGCCUACUGCGUGCUCCAGGUAUGUGACCUCAGAUGAGUCCUUUUUGCAGUUGAGAGGGACUUCAGCAUCUUUACCUAUGGCGGGGAGUAAGGGAGCCGAUCAACCUAGCUUUGGAGCGGGCGUUGGGCCUAUUUUUUUCAGCCCAUCUCGGCCUGCUAUCCAUCUUAAUCAAUCAGUCCAACUGGAUCACCCCACUUCAUCUCUUAAUGGUCUAGCCCAACCAGUCGAUCUAAGAAUGUUAGCUUUUAAUUGUGUGGAGCAGCUUAUGUAUCCCGUUUCUGCCCAAUUACACCCAAUUAUGGUUCCACCUUCUUCUUGUACGAUUUCCCCUUCUUUUCCUCUAUUGAUGCUGCCGAGUCCCCCAUCGUGGAAAAAACAAAGCCAGAGCUAAGUAAGCGUCCCAAAUAGCAGAACCUCUAGGAAGCUCGAAGAAAAAGCUUGAUUCUAUAGUGCCCCUUUCUCAGUCUGCUCCAAAAAGGACAAAGGCUGUGAUUUCAUAGCAGAACCUCUAGGAAGCUCGAAGAAAAAGCUUGAUUCUACAGUGCCCCUUUCUCAGUCUGCUCCAAAAAGGACAAAGGCCGUGAUUUCUGAUGCACAUUGCAAUUCGGUGGUGGUAGCCAGUCAUACAUGGCCCCAACCCCCUCAAUGAGGGUUUUAGUGUGGAAUUGUCAGGGUUUGGGGAACCCCCUGAAAGUUUCCUAUUGAGGAGGUUAGUAUCCAUCUAUUCCCCCCCUUUAAUUUUUCUGUCGGAAACAAAGAACAUAGGCGAUCGUGUAGAAACAGUUACAAAGUUACUCGGUUCGUAUGAAUCCUUCGUGGUUCCAUCUACUCGUAAGGCCAGCGGUGUUGCUAUCUUAUUCUCUAAGGAAUGGAACAUUUCUGUCAUUGAUUUCUCGGAAUUCCAAAUUACAUGCAAAAUCAUAGGCGGUCGAGGCAAUGAUCUUUGGUAUUUCACAGAGGUAUGCAGUUCCUGUUCAGAGAGGGAUCGGGCUCUCCAAUAGAGGUAUAUCCAUAGCCUCAUAUUUCAGUUAGGCCCUCGUUGGCUCCUUAUAGGUGAUUUCAACGCCUUGCUCUACCGGGAUGAGAAAAGAGGAGGUAGGCCUAAAGCUAGUUGGAUGCUUAAGGAAUUCAAACAGUUCAUUGAUGAUUGUUGUCUGAUGGAUCUUUAGUUUAAAGGUUCCCAUUCAUAUGGCAUAAUAAGAGAGAUUCGGGUAAGCUUAUUUUGGCUCACCUUGACAGAGCUUUGUGUUUGGCUCAAUGCCCCAAUCCUUUCCAAGGUGCAUGCUACAUCACCUCUCAAUUAAUGGCUCAGAUCAUAUAGCCAUCAUCUUGUGUCUCAACGAUUCCAUCUCUCACUCUAGACAAGAUUUCUUUUUUGAUACUCGGUGGGUCAAGGAGGCUGAGUUUAAACCGAUUAUUGAAAAAUCUUAGGCUGCCCUGGGUACUGGUCCUCCUCUGUCAGGAAUUCCUCUCAAAUUAUCUAAGUGCCAAUCCGAUCUCAAGGCUUGGAGACGAGGUAAAUGUAACAGUGCCUUGACCAAAAUUAAAUCCAUUGAAGCUCAGUUGAAAUUUAUCAAAAGAACAGAUUGGUGAGUUUGAUAAAGCUAAAUGUUGUAGACUUGAGCUGGAAUUAAGCAAUGCUUGAUACGAGGAAGAGACGUUUUGGCUUUAAAAAUCUAGAAUUUCUUGGCUUACUCAUGGUGAUAAGAAUGCCAAGUUUUUUCACCGCAAAACACAAAUUGGGCAGCAAAAGAAUGAGAUUAUUGGCUUGGAAGACUCUGGGGGUAAUUGGUGUGAUUCCAGAGACAACAUCCGUAAAGUUGCAGAAGAUCACUUUCAUUCUCUUUUUUUUGUCUUCUCCGGACUAGGAGGACUCAACUUUUUGGCAUAGUAUCAAGCCAAAUGUGACACCAGAGAUGAAUGAAGAGCUUUUAAAGGAGGGGUCUGUGGAGGAACUCCGACUGGCUCUAGCGAGCAUGGGUUCAUUCAAGGCUCCGGGGCCUGAUGGUUUUACCCCUCUUUUCUUCCAAUCCAACUUGGAUAUUUUAAAGCUUGAUUUGCUACGAGGUUUCAAUUCAUUCAUUUUGGAUGGCUUUCUUCCCCAUCAGUCUCAAUGCGACUAACAUUGUUCUCAUUCCCAAGGUGAGAUAUCCCACUCUAACGUCAAAUUUUAGACCCAUCUCUCUUUGUAAUGUGGCUUACAAAUUAUACUCCAAGACAUUGGCCAACCGUCUUAAACCUUUCCUUCCUUUUCUCAUCAGUACCUCCCAAAGUACAUUUGUUCCUCAACAUCUCAUCCAUGACAAUAUCUUACUAGCUCAUAAUCUCUUCCAUGUUCUCAAAUUUAAAAAGAGAGGAGAAUCUUGUUUUAUGGCUCUCAAGUUGGAUAUGGCAAAGGCGUACGACAGAGUUAGCUGGUUAUUUGUGGAAGGUCUCUCCCUAUUAUUUAAGGAGUUUAGUAAGCAUAAGAAAUUACAGAGGCUACGUAUGGCUAGAGGUUGCCCGCCCAUUUCCCAUCUUCUUUUUGCCGGUGAUGCACUUCUUUUCUGCAAAGCAACUGAUCCUGAAGUUCGAAGAGUUAAAGCCAUUAUGGAUAGGUACACUACUCUUACUGGUCAACAGGUUAACUUUGACAAAUCUUGUGCAUAUUUCUCUCCUAAUCGACAAAUUCUCAGUAUUCACAAUGUCGAUUGGCAUAAUCAGUACCUCGGCCUUCCAUCAUUUUUUGGUAAAUCCAAAGUGACGUCUCUUAAUUUUAUUUCAACUCGUGUUUCGUCCAAAGUGAAAACCAUCAAAGGGAAAUUAUUAUCCAAAGUAGGUAGAGAAGUCAUGCUGCAGGCUGUGCUUUCUGCUCUUCCUACUUAUGUGCAUAUUUCUCUCCUAACACCAUUUUACAGCGCAGAGUUAUUUAUCGACAAAUUCUCAGUAUUCACAAUGUCGAUUGGCAUAAUCAGUACCUCGGCCUUCCAUCAUUUUUUGGUAAAUCCAAAGUGACGUCUCUUAAUUUUAUUUCUGCUCAUGUUUCGUCCAAAGUGAAAACCAUCAAAGGGAGAUUAUUAUCCAAAGCAGGUAGAGAAGUCAUGCUACAGGCUGUGCUUUCUGCUCUUCCUACUUAUGCUAUGCAAUGUCUUAAGUUGCCAAAGAAAAAUUGUAAGGUUCUGUCUAGUCAACUUCUCAACUUUUAGUGGAGCGGGGAAGAAAUAUCCAAUAAGAUAAAAUGGAUUAGUUAGGAUUCUCUUUGUACCUCGAAAGUUUCUGGUGGCCUGGGUUUUAAGAAUAUUGAGGGCCUUGAGGCUUUUAAUUUGGCUUUACUGUCCAAGAUGGCUUGGCGUAUGGAAAAGGGCGAUGAUUCUCUCUUGUUCAAAGCUUUCAAGAAGAAAUACUUUAAUUCAUGCAAUUUUGUGGAUGCUCCAAGUAAAGCUAAGGCAUCAUGGGCCUGGAGGGGGAUUUUUUUCGCCAAAGGAAAUUAUCAAACAAGGCAUGAAAUGGCAUAUUAGAGACGGAUUGCAGGUUAAUUGUUGGAAAGAUAAUUGGUUUCCCGGCCCUUCAAACUUCUGAGUUUCCUCUCAUCAGUGGGACACUCCUUUCUCCACUGUGGCUGAUCUACUUUCUCAUUCGCCCAACCAAUGGAACACUUCUUUGGUGCAUCAAUUUUUUAAUCCGCGGGAUCGCGACCUUAUUCUUGAGAUUCCUGUUAGUUUGAUGGGUGGUUUGGAUUGUAAAGUUUGAGGUGCCUCC